CUCCAACUCCAUGAGUCGCGACUUGCAGCCGAGUGGACCACGUGCAAAACAAACACUAGCUUGGAUAUACAUGAAGCUGGAGCAACCAGGAAACGCGUAGAUAACAACACCAGCUUUCCACUCGAACGAAGCUCUCUACUCCAACGGGGCUUUCUACUCGAACGAAGUUCUCUACUUUACCGACGCGGAUCCCCAAAGUUUGCCGGCCAUGUCGGAGCUUCUCGCCUUCAUUCUCGAGCACGAGCAAUUCCGCAAGGCGCGUCUUCCAAGCUUGUACUCCGACUUCCGCAACCUCAAGACCACGAACCUCAACGGCUACCAUGCCAACGUGACCGCGUGGAAAACGAUCCUCUCCGCCGCCCUCGCCGCGGGCAAAGGUCCAGAUUCCAACAAGCUGGUGCUGACCACCAGCGACGACCUCGUAUCGUCUCUGCAAACACGAGAAUGUGGCCGGCCUCUGGCGCUGGGUGUCGUUAUCGCUGAGGCUUUACACAACAAGGAGCUAUGGAAUCUGGAUACAUUCCUAGCGCGGCAGGAGAGCAUCUACGCGUGGAGCUAUACCGGCGCCGUGCUGAACUGGGGGUUGACGAAAGCGGGGAUCCGCGGGCAGCCGGUGGAUACUCGCGGGAUGGUUCACGGCCGGUUCGUGAUCGUUAAGAACGUCGAAGAAGCCGCCAAACAGAUCACGAGCACGUUCGCCGGGCACAGCUCGCUCACCGACCGGAUUUUCACCGCCGACCUCUUCGCGUCCGAACAUGCACCCACGCUAUCCGCAACCGACCUGAAGGUCCUCCUCCGCCACCUCUCCCGCGACAACCGAGUAUGCGCCUACAGCGGCGCCACAGUAAAAUUCCUCGCCCCUGGCGAGCCCGCGAUAAUAACAGAAACCGACACGACAAUCGCACACCUCAAGUCGCUGCUGCACUCGCUGAGCACACGGAUCGUGCAGCUGAGCACCGACAUCGCCGCGUGCACCGCCCGGGCGCAGGCCGCCGUGGCGAAUAAAAACCGCCCUGUCGCCCUGGCCGCGCUGAAGAGUCGGAAGACGGCGGAGGGGGUGUUGACUACGCAACUGCGUGCCCGUGGGCAAGUCGAGGAGGUGAUGGCCAGCAUUCAGACUGCUGCGGACAAUAUCGAGCUAGUGACGAUUCUUGAUCGCAGCUCGAAGGUGCUCAAGGGCCUGAAUAAGGAGAUUGGCGGGGUUGAGGGCGUGGAUAUGGUUCUAGAUAAAUUACGGGAGGAGACGGAUACGGUGGAGGAGGUCAAUAGGGCUAUUACUGAGGGAGGUGUGGUUAUUGAUGAGGAGGUUGUUGAGGAUGAGUUGGAGGCUAUGAUGAACGAGGUGAAGGAUGCGGAGAGGGCGGAGAAGGUUAGAAAGGAGUUAGAGGAGAUUCCUGCUGUCAGAGAGCCGAAGCAGGACGAGGUGAUUGACAGACAGUUGUCGGAUUCAUUGGAAAGUAUGAAGCUAGGGAACGAGGAGGAAAAGGAGGAGAACUUAUCGGUGCACGCUUCGUAAUUCCAGGCAAUUAGAAUAUCGUAA
Molecule: messenger RNA, 1540 nt
Organism: Tricharina praecox
Lineage: Eukaryota; Fungi; Ascomycota; Pezizomycetes; Pezizales; Pyronemataceae
Exons: 2
Coding region: 209-1516 (435 amino acids)
Biological process (GO): late endosome to vacuole transport via multivesicular body sorting pathway; vesicle budding from membrane
Cellular component (GO): ESCRT III complex; cytoplasmic side of plasma membrane; multivesicular body
Source: RefSeq, a predicted model, not a curated record